This is a messenger RNA of Dictyostelium purpureum, 2435 nucleotides long. RefSeq lists its product as uncharacterized. Gene Ontology annotation, molecular function: DNA-binding transcription factor activity; transcription cis-regulatory region binding. Gene Ontology annotation, biological process: regulation of transcription by RNA polymerase II. The transcript is spliced from 4 exons. The record is from RefSeq and is a predicted model, not a curated record. Gene Ontology annotation, cellular component: nucleus. NCBI's taxonomy places the organism in Eukaryota, Evosea, Eumycetozoa, Dictyosteliales, Dictyosteliaceae. The coding region runs from base 1 to 2370 and encodes 789 amino acids.
AUGAUUUGCAAAAUAGUUAAUCUACAUCUUAUAAAUUUAAAUAAUCAAAAUAUUGAUAACAACCCACAAAUUAAAGAACAGCUUCAGCAAUUGCAACAACAACAACAACAGCAACAACAAUCUAUACAACAAACAUUACAAUCUUAUCAACAACAACAACAUCAACAGUAUCAACAAAGACAACAACAAUACCAACAACAAUAUCAACAACCUUACUCUAGUCCUUCCCCACCCCAACAACAACAAUCACCUUAUAAUGAAAACGUUGAUUCACCAAUUCAACAACAAACUCAAAAUAAUUUAAAUUUACAAUCAUCAAUUUUAGAACAAAUUCAACAAUUACAACAACAACAACAAAAUAUACAACAGCAGCAACAACAGUUUUUAAAUUUAGAUAAUAAUCAAGGUGUAGAGCCAAUUCCACCAUUACAACUACAACAACCAUCACAAAAUAUUCCAACACAACUUCAAUUACAACAAAUUCAACAUUUAUUACAACAACAACAGCAACAACAGCAACAACAACAACAGCAACAGCAACAACCAUUACAACAGCCAUUACAACAACAACAGCAACAACCAUUACAACAACCACAACAACAACAACCAUUACAACAAAAUUUCGAUAAUCAAAUUAAAUAUCAAACCAAUCAACAAAAUCAAUUUUUUAAUACACCAAUUUUAGAUCAACAAAUUUUAACUUCAAUUAAACCAACCUAUUCACAAAUUGCUAAAACAAAUAUACCAAAUCUUCAAGCUACAAAUAGUAGUACACCACCAUUAGAAGAUUUAACAGGUGAAUCAUCAAAUAAAAAUAAAAAUAAAGGUAAACAAAAUAAAACAGAUAAAGCUUCACAAUCAUUUAAUACCAGCCCAAAUUCAACAAAGGGUAAAGGUAAAAAAUCAACAACACCAACAACAACCACCACCACUACCACAUCAUAUAAAAAUGAAAAAACCUCACCAUUACAAUCAUCAUCAUUAUCAAUAAAUACAUUACCAACCGAUAUUGUUGGAAUAUCAAAUGAUAAUUUAGAUGACGAUGAAAAAAAGAAAUCAAUCAAUAGAAUUAAUCAAAAUUUAGCAAGCAGAAAUUAUCGUCAAAGAAGAAAAGAAUAUAUUAAAGAAAUUGAAAAUAAAAUGGCAGCACUUACAUUUGAAAAUCAUCAAUUAAAAAAAGAAAAUGAAUCAUUAAAGGAAACUGGUGGUGUUGAGGUUAUGAGACCCGAACCAGAGUUAAUUACGAUGGUUAUGGAGGGCAAACAAAUUAUUAUUCAAUUAAGUCAAGCCCUUAAAAAGAGUGAUGAUAGAACAUUAAUUUAUUUAUUACAUUUAUAUCAUUGCUCUAUUACAAAAAGAUAUUCAAUUGUAGAGAGAGAAGUCGAAAAAAUUGUUCAUCCCUACACUCAAUCGAAAUUAGCAUCCAUGGGCUACGUUCCAAAGUCUGAUAAAAUGUUUUUAAAUAUUAUUGCAGGGCCCGCAAGUGACUCAUGGUUUCAAUUAUUCAAAAAGGAAGCCGAUAUUAAACCAGAACAAGAGGUUAAAUUGGAGGCAUUAAGAUCACAACAUAGCAAAAUUGAUAGUGCAUUGUUGGCUGAAAGAGAAGAGUUGGAUAAGGAUAUAAAAAGAUUUUAUUAUACCAAAAUUUUAGUACUCCCAAAUAAUCCAUUAGUUAUUGGCGAUAUUCCAGCACAACCUUAUGGUGGCGAGCUUUCACAGGCACCUAUUACAAAUAGUCCUUUGGAGAUAAGUCAACUUUUAGAUUUUGCAGCAUCACUUAGCUCAAUUUUAUCUCCAAGACAAGAGGCCAUGUUAUUAGUUAGAGUCCAUUUUUACACUACUUAUGAUAUUGCUCAAAUGGAGUUAUUAAAAGAUGUAUGGACCAAUAUCGUAUCAUCUAAAAACUUUACUGGUCCUUUAAAUAUUGCCGAAGCUUUAAAAAAAAUGUCAGAAACAACAAAUGCACAACCAACUAUUGAUACAAUCGUUAAACCACCACAAUUUCAUCAAUAUACACCAAAAUCUUUAUCUCAAAAACUAAAUAAUAGUGAUAAUAAUUUUACAUUUAUUAAUAAUAAUAAUUUUUCAUCCCCACCAACUUCGUCAUCAUCAUCAAAAAAACAAUCUAAAAACAAUAUUAAUAAUAGUAUUGAUAAUAAUAAUAAUAAUAAUAGUAAUAAUAGUAAUAAUAAUAAUAAUAAUAAUCAAAGUAAUGGUAGUCAAAAUACUAUUAUUAAUAAUAGUAUUCCAAAUAAUAUUAAUUUAUCAAAUAUACCCUUAAAUGUAACAUCAAAUGAUACAACAUCUCCAUAUUCGACAUCUAAAAAAUACCAAUGGUAUAGUUAUCCUCAACAACCUCCACCAUCUUAAAAGUUUUAUUUUUUUUAAAAAAAAUAGAAAAAGAAAAGAAAUAAAAUUAUUCAAUUUUUUUUUUU